Messenger RNA from Perca flavescens (yellow perch), 1968 nucleotides. RefSeq names its product vitronectin b (gene vtnb). Gene Ontology annotation, molecular function: scavenger receptor activity; integrin binding; extracellular matrix binding. The transcript has 8 exons. Gene Ontology annotation, biological process: cell adhesion mediated by integrin; cell-matrix adhesion; immune response. NCBI's taxonomy places the organism in Eukaryota, Metazoa, Chordata, Actinopteri, Perciformes, Percidae. The coding region runs from base 63 to 1388 and encodes 441 amino acids. The record is from RefSeq and is a predicted model, not a curated record.
GUCUUCUGAAUUAAAACUCUACAUUUUUACUCUACUCUACUUCACAUUUUCUGUGAGUUGGCAUGAAGCCAGCCGUGGCUCUGCUGGGCCUCGUCCUCCUGCUGGACACCACCUUUGCUGCAGAGGAGUCCUGUGAGGGUCGCUGUGGCUCCUUCGACCUGCAGAGGAAAUGCCAGUGUGACUCCAUGUGUGUGUACUAUGGAAGUUGCUGUGGGGACUUUGACGCCAUCUGCCCUAAAAAAAUUGGUCGUGGCGAUACCUUCGAUGAAGCAGAUGAAGUAACAGAAGCACCGACGACUGUUGCCGAGAGCACACCAACGACUCUCCCACCAACUGUCAACACAAAUCCAGAAUCCAUCCCUGCCUCUCCCCUACCCACCACCACACCUGGAGACCCUGACUCAGCGGCCUGCAGCGGCAAACCUUUUAAUGCUUUUCUGCAGCUGAAGAAUGGGUCCAUAUAUGCAUUUAGAGGUGAAUAUUUCUUUGAGUUGGAUGACAAGUCCAUACUUCCUGGUUACCCAAAACUCAUCCAGGAUGUGUGGGGCAUGUCUGGACCCAUAGAUGCUGCAUUCACACGCAUUAACUGCCAGGGAAAAACCUACAUCUUUAAGGGGAACCAGUACUGGCGGUUUGACGGCGAUGUCUUGGAUAAAGACUAUCCAAGGGACAUUUCAGUCGGCUUUGAUGGCAUACCAGAUGACGUUGAUGCCUCGUUUGCCAUACCAGCAUCAAGUCACCGUGGCAAAGAGAAAGUCUACUUUUUCAAAGGGGACAAGUAUUACCAGUAUGAAUUUAAAUACCAGCCUUCCCAUGAGGAGUGUGUCCGCAUGAGCAGGUCCUCCCCGUCUGUGCUGUUCACACGAUACACGGACCUCUUCUGCGAUCAGACAUUGGAGGAUUUCUUUACAGAGCUCUUUGGAAGCUCCUUCAGUAGUCACCAGACAGGCCCUCGUUUCACCAGUACGGACUGGCAGGGCAUCAGGCCCGCUGUAGAUGCUGCCAUGGUGGGACGAGUCUACCUCAGUCCUAAGCCCACUCCAUCUUCUCCUCCACCAGCAAGGAGGCGUAGCAGUCGGAGGAGGAGGCCCAGCAAGAAGCGUGCACAGCAAAGAAGGCAGAGUCGCCACGUGUUGUUUGAUGACUUGUGGGGUUAUGACAAUUGGUUUGACUACAGCAACAUCUUUGAUGAGAGCCCCACACAGGAGUACAAAAGCAUCCCUGUUCAAAAUGUGUAUUUUUUCAAGAGAGAUAAAUACUACAGAGUGGAUCUGCAGACAAAACGUGUGGUCUCUGUGAACCCUCCUUACCCACGAUCCAUUGCGAAAUACUGGCUGGGCUGCAAGAGUGAAGAGACAACUGAUGCAUCAAGGGCAGAGAAAAGAUAGGUCAACUGAGCCCAUAAGAAGAAAAUUCACUCUGUGUUUCAAACACACCACUUGAAGUAUAAAAAUAGGCCUAAUUACAAAAUUAACUUAUAAUUGAUUGUUAUUUCUGUUGUUGAAGCAUAAUGUUUAUGAUGAAUUAGCCUGGCUCCGCCCUCCUACGUAGGCUACUUAAGCUCAAUUUUCAUUUCCCUUCAGCACUACGUCUGGGUUCGCAGUCUAGUCUUGGGUUUUCUCUGGCCAAAAUUUUGCCGGUCCAAUCAGCGAACAGAGGGAGUGGCUGAGAAUGAUGACGUUGAAGCGGUGCGCUAGAGUUGCGGCGGAGAAAGAUGCGAGUGAAACCAUUCGGUCCGCCAGAAGUUAAAGCCCGAGCAAGAACAAUCUUUGCUGAGUUCUUUUGGUGGCCAUGAUGUUGUGGCCCUCCUCCCCACGGGGUUCGAGAAAAGUUUGAUUUUCUAGCUAGUUCCGUUAGUGGGGAAGGAGUUGGCUAACGCUAGCGAUGCUAAUGCUAAAUAUAAGCCUUGACAUUCUCCCCUCUUGUUGCACAUGCGCAUAACAAACGUCAUGACAAAACGUUAGCGAU